Messenger RNA from Darwinula stevensoni, 1677 nucleotides. NCBI's taxonomy places the organism in Eukaryota, Metazoa, Arthropoda, Ostracoda, Podocopida, Darwinulidae. The record is from the annotation of a GenBank genome assembly.
AUGGAGAUUCCGUUCGCCUUGAAGUCUGGGUCCGGGAAGGGGGCUGAGGCAAAUGGAGGGAAUUCAUACAAGGAGUGUCUCCCCCCUGAGGAGGCAGAAUUGGUGAAGACAUGCUACAUUGAGCUCCAGGAUGUCAUCAAGGCCAUUGCCCAGUCUCUCAAUGUCAAGAACUACACCUCCCUCAUGAACCUCCAGGCCCUGCAGGAGAUGGGGCGGAGGAUGCCAGAGACAGCAGAAGAGAUGAUGUCCAUCCCACACGUGACCGAGGCGAACUUCCACAAAUACGGCGAGACCCUGCUGGAAGUUACCCGCAAGUAUGCCGCUCAAAGAAAUGCUCUGAAGGCAGCAGCAGCAGAGAGUCUAAUUCUGGAUGAUGAAGAAGGAGAGGGUUCAGAAGAUGAUUCCUCCCCCUACUUUGGCGCAGCCUCGGCAGGGAAUCCCCGCAGAAGGGCCAGGGGAAGGGGCUUUACCCGCUUCAGAGGGAAUUUCAGGAGAAAUAAAACAAGAGGAAGAGGAGGAGGAGGCGGAGGCGGGCCAAGCUCUCGUCGACCGACUUCAUCAGACAGGGGGAAGGGGAAAAAGAGGGGGAGCAGUAACCGAAAUGUGAACGAUGGGAUAGUGACAACAUCGGGUUCCUGGAUCCAGGCGAAGCCACUGGGUGCCACAAAGCCAGGCCCCGGAGUCAUGGCUGAUCCCGAGUGUCUCCCCCCUGAGGAGGCAGAAUUGGUGAAGACAUGCUACAUUGAGCUCCAGGAUGUCAUCAAGGCCAUUGCCCAGUCUCUCAAUGUCAAGAACUACACCUCCCUCAUGAACCUCCAGGCCCUGCAGGAGAUGGGGCGGAGGAUGCCAGAGACAGCAGAAGAGAUGAUGUCCAUCCCACACGUGACCGAGGCGAACUUCCACAAAUACGGCGAGACCCUGCUGGAAGUUACCCGCAAGUAUGCCGCUCAAAGAAAUGCUCUGAAGGCAGCAGCAGCAGAGAGUCUAAUUCUGGAUGAUGAAGAAGGAGAGGGUUCAGAUGAUUCCUCCCCCUACUUUGGCGCAGCCUCGGCAGGGAAUCCCUGCAGAAGGGCCAGGGGAAGGGGCUUUACCCGCUUCAGAGGGAAUUUCAGGAGAAAUAAAACAAGAGGAAGAGGAGGAGGAGGCGGAGGCGGGCCAAGCUCUCGUCGACCGACUUCAUCAGACAGGGGGAAGGGGAAAAAGAGGGGGAGCAGUAACCGAAAUGUGAACGAUGGGAUAGUGACAACAUCGGGUUCCUGGAUCCAGGCGAAGCCACUGGGUGCCACAAAGCCAGGCCCCGGAGUCAUGGCUGAUCCCGUCCCACGCUCCCGCUCCUUCCUCCCACCCCCCCCGCCUCCUGCCCAUCUGAUGAACUGGGACGAGGUGGACAUUUUGGGAAAACGAGGUGGACGUGCUAGUAAGAAGAGGAGAACGUUCUGGGUGGAAGAGGAGUUUGUCUUGGAAGGGCAAGGUGGACGGUUUGGAACCUGCUCCACCUGCAAAAUGUUCUCCACCUGUUCCAGGAAGCUGGGCUUCCAGCUGAUGAAAUGCACCGCGACGAACCCCAAGUCCCAGCACAUCUACCGCAAGAAGCUGAAGCUUCUUCAGCCGAGGAUGGUGGGCCCCUUCCACCUCGUCUUGCCCAGGGCGGAGGAAGGGACCCGAGGUGGGCUGUAG